AUGCGCGAGCCGAAAACCCACCCGAGCGUGGAAGAUGCUCGCGAUGUUGAGAUCGUGUCUGAUGACAUCGAUGAGCAGCAUUUUGAUGCAUCAUACCGCAGUCCUCAGGAGAAAGCACUGAUAGAUCUAACAUUGGUAAGCAUGAAUCUGACUCUUGCUCGGUCAGUCCUCACCUUGCUCGGCAAAGGAAAUGCAAAAAUUCUCAACCAUGAUACGCACAAUGACCUCCUAACUGAGACUAAGAUGACCUCGUAUCAAUACACGAUUGCGCUUAUGGUGUUCCUCAUUGCUUAUGCGCUGUUCGAAGUCCCUUCAAACUACUUUUUAAAGAAGCUUAGGCCGAGUAGAUGGAUUGCGUUUCUGAUGCUGUCAUGGGGCGCGUGCACAAUGGGCUUGGGAGGAGCCCAUAACUUCGCUCAGGUCACCGGCCUGCGUUUCCUGCUAGGAGGUAUACCCCCUCCCAAGACCCAGUAUUAA
This is a messenger RNA of Aspergillus udagawae, 477 nucleotides long. RefSeq lists its product as uncharacterized. NCBI's taxonomy places the organism in Eukaryota, Fungi, Ascomycota, Eurotiomycetes, Eurotiales, Aspergillaceae. The transcript is spliced from 5 exons. Gene Ontology annotation, molecular function: transmembrane transporter activity. Bases 1 to 477 code for a protein of 158 amino acids. The record is from RefSeq and is a predicted model, not a curated record. Gene Ontology annotation, cellular component: membrane.